Molecule: messenger RNA, 1992 nt
Organism: Malus domestica (apple)
Lineage: Eukaryota; Viridiplantae; Streptophyta; Magnoliopsida; Rosales; Rosaceae
Product: probable carotenoid cleavage dioxygenase 4, chloroplastic
Biological process (GO): carotene catabolic process
Cellular component (GO): chloroplast stroma
Molecular function (GO): carotenoid dioxygenase activity
Source: RefSeq, a predicted model, not a curated record
AAAUAUCCCAAGCUCCUAACACCCCUUAUUUAUUCCGACCUACAGAUCUACCAUUUCUCAGCAAAAUCCAACUGUUGGGUUUUGUUGUGAAGAUCAUAGAUACCAGAUAUGGAUGCCUUCUCUUCCUCCUUUCUGUCUACGUUUCCCACUCAAAGGAUAUCAAUCUCUCCUGCCAUAACAUCCCCCAGGCUCAGCAGCAUUUCUGCUGUCAGAAUUGAAGAAAGACCCAUCUCCCAACCACCAGCUUCAAGGCCGCCGCCGCCGCCGCCUCCGAAAAGCACUCCACAGCCUCCGCUAGAGGCGAAGACAGAUCGUGCACUUCAAAACAAUGCUUCAACUUUCACUGCGGCAAAACAACAAAGUUCUGCGCUACCCGCAGUGAUCUUCAACGCUCUGGACGACUUCAUCAACAACUUCAUAGACCCUCCAGUGAAACCCUCGGUGGACCCCAGGCACGUGCUCUCCUACAACUUUGCUCCGGUUGAGGAACUUCCGCCCACGGAGUGCGAGAUCAUACAGGGCUCCCUGCCGCCGUGCCUCGACGGAGCCUACAUUCGCAAUGGCCCGAACCCGCAGUACCUUCCGCGUGGGCCCUACCACCUGUUCGACGGGGACGGAAUGCUUCACUCCGUUAGGAUCUCUGGAGGCCGGGCGGUGCUCUGCAGCAGAUAUGUCAAGACCUACAAGUACACCGUUGAGCGCGACGCCGGCCACCCUAUUCUUCCCAACGUCUUCUCCGGCUUCAACGGCCUCACCGCUUCCGCUACACGUGGCGCUCUCUCCGCUGCCCGCGUCUUUACAGGCCAAUUCAAUCCUGCAAAUGGCAUUGGUCUUGCAAACACAAGUUUGGCCUUCUUCGGCGACCGACUUUACGCUCUCGGCGAGUCCGAUCUCCCGUACUCCCUCCGCCUGACGUCCGACGGAGACAUCGAGACUCUGGGACGCCAUGAUUUCGACGGCAAGCUCUCCAUGAGCAUGACAGCUCAUCCGAAGGUAGACCCAGAAACGGGGGAGGCAUUCGCCUUCCGCUAUGGCCCUAUACCGCCGUUUCUAACCUACUUCCGCUUCGACUCGAAUGGCGUGAAGCAGCCGGACGUGCCGAUAUUCUCCAUGGUCACUCCAUCGUUCCUCCAUGACUUUGCAAUCACAAAAAAAUAUGCCAUAUUUGCUGACAUACAAAUUGGGAUGAACCUUAUUGACAUGAUCACUAAAGGAGCCUCCCCUGUUGGUUUGGACCCUUCCAAAGUGCCGAGGAUCGGAGUCAUUCCGCGGUACGCGAAGGACGAGUCGGAGAUGAGGUGGUUUGAGGUGCCGGGUUUCAACAACGUACAUGCUAUCAAUGCAUGGGAUGAGGAGGAUGCUAUUGUGAUGGUGGCACCAAACGUUUUGUCAGCAGAACACACAAUGGAGAGAAUGGAGCUUGUUCAUUCUUUGGUUGAGAAGGUUCGGAUUGAUCUGAAGACGGGGAUUGUGACGAGGCAGCCGAUUUCAACUAGAAAUCUGGAUUUCGCCUUGAUCAAUCCGGCUUACUUGGGGAAGAAGAAUCAGUAUGUGUAUGCAGCUGUGGGUGAUCCCAUGCCUAAGAUAUCAGGAGUUGUGAAAUUGGAUGUGUCUAAUUCGGAGCACAAGGAGUCUAUUGUGGCCAGCAGGAUGUUUGGCCCGGGGUGCUACGGGGGCGAGCCGUUUUUCGUGGCCAGAGAGCCCGAGAAUCCGGAUGCGGAUGAGGACGACGGGUAUGUGGUGUCGUAUGUUCACGAUGAGAAGGCCGGGGAAUCGAAGUUCUUGGUGAUGGAUGCCAAGUCUCCUCAGCUUGACAUUGUGGCUGCUGUGAGGAUGCCCCGGCGGGUGCCUUAUGGCUUCCAUGGACUCUUUGUGAAGGAAAGUGAUCUCAACAAGUUGUAGUUUCAUAUGUCCCCACAUUGCAACAUAGUAAAAUGCUACACAAACAAUUAUAAAUAUGGAAUAUAUUGCACAUCGUUUACCAAAUACAAA